AUGGAAGAGACAGAGAAAGGACAAUGGACUUCUGAAGAAGAUAAUAAAUUGGUGUCUUACAUCCAACAACACGGUUCAGGCGAUUGGACGGCCGUUUCUAAAAAUACUGGAUUGCAUAGGAAUGGUAAGAGCUGCAGAUUGAGGUGGUUGAAUCAACUUAACCCUAAUAUCAAACGGGGAAAUUUCACCACUGACGAAGAUUUGAUAAUAAUCCGUCAUCAAGCUCUCAAUGGCAACCGAUGGUCUGCUAUUGCUGCACAACUGCCUGGUAGGACUGAUAAUGACAUCAAAAACUAUUGGCACGUCCAUUUGAAGAAGAAGUUUAGUAAUGUCAAUAGUUGUAGUGAUAAUUAUGGUGCUGAAGGAACAACAAAAUAUGAAGGUGAUGUCGCUACUAUUGGUGGAUUGGACUACAUUAAGGCAUACUAUGACAAGAUGUAUAAGAAUUCAAUAACAGGGAAUUCAAUAAUACCAACAGGGAAUUCAAUAACACCUCCACAGAAUCAAUUGGAUGAAAACUUUUUCGAUGACAUUGGAAUCCCGACCAUGGAAGAAAUCGAUAGAUUGCUGCUUGAAGAUCCUGAUGCUCCUUUACCUCCACCAUCUCCUCACUCUGCUCCUAGUACUGCACCUGAACAGGAGGGUCAUGACUACCUGCUCAACAUUUCAGGUCCUCUCGAUCAUGAUCAGCUUUCCUUCGGCCCCUAUUAA
Daucus carota subsp. sativus is the source of this 711-nucleotide messenger RNA. RefSeq names its product MYB-like transcription factor EOBI. Lineage: Eukaryota; Viridiplantae; Streptophyta; Magnoliopsida; Apiales; Apiaceae. Bases 1 to 711 code for a protein of 236 amino acids. The transcript is spliced from 3 exons. The record is from RefSeq and is a predicted model, not a curated record.